AUGUUAACAGGUCUAAACAGAUGUGGAAAAAGUUGCAGGUUGAGAUGGUUAAACUAUCUGAGACCCAAUAUCAAGAGGGGCAACAUAUCAGUUGAAGAAGAAGAUUUGAUUAUUAGGCUUCACAAACUGCUAGGAAACAGGUGGGCAUUGAUAGCUAAGAGACUUCCAGGGCGAACAGACAAUGAAAUAAAGAACUACUGGAAUACUUGUUUGUGCAAAAAAGUUAAUCAUCACAAAAAGGUGAAACCAGAAACUUCAAUGGCGCAACCGACACAUUCGACUCAGAAUACCGAGGAAAAAGUAGCAGUAGAGCAUAAAGUAGCCACUGAUGAUGGAAAUGGAUACUCAGAAGUUAACUUUGAUUUCAACGAAUUCUUCAAUUUCUCCAUUGAAGGACUCUAUUCGUUCGAUUGGUUCAGGAGUUCUUAA
This is a messenger RNA of Vigna angularis (adzuki bean), 429 nucleotides long. Its product is annotated as transcription factor MYB1. The transcript is spliced from 2 exons. Gene Ontology annotation, biological process: cell differentiation. The record is from RefSeq and is a predicted model, not a curated record. Gene Ontology annotation, molecular function: transcription cis-regulatory region binding. NCBI's taxonomy places the organism in Eukaryota, Viridiplantae, Streptophyta, Magnoliopsida, Fabales, Fabaceae. Bases 1 to 429 code for a protein of 142 amino acids. Gene Ontology annotation, cellular component: nucleus.